Molecule: messenger RNA, 587 nt
Organism: Myripristis murdjan (pinecone soldierfish)
Lineage: Eukaryota; Metazoa; Chordata; Actinopteri; Holocentriformes; Holocentridae
Product: histone H4
Exons: 1
Coding region: 72-383 (103 amino acids)
Cellular component (GO): nucleosome
Molecular function (GO): protein heterodimerization activity; DNA binding; structural constituent of chromatin
Source: RefSeq, a predicted model, not a curated record
UUGAAAAGCAGGGGCUUCGCUCUGCGCUUUCAUCAGUUUCUUCUCACUCGUGAAGAUAAGAAGAAGUCAUCAUGUCUGGACGCGGCAAGGGAGGUAAAGGUCUGGGGAAAGGAGGUGCCAAGCGUCACCGCAAAGUUCUCCGCGACAACAUCCAGGGUAUCACCAAGCCCGCCAUCCGCCGUCUGGCUCGCCGCGGCGGAGUCAAGCGCAUCUCCGGUCUCAUCUACGAAGAGACCCGCGGGGUGCUCAAGGUCUUCCUGGAGAACGUUAUCCGCGACGCCGUCACCUACACCGAGCACGCCAAGAGGAAGACGGUCACCGCCAUGGAUGUGGUCUACGCUCUCAAGAGGCAGGGACGCACCCUCUACGGCUUCGGAGGCUAAACACCAACAACGACCACAACAACACAAAGGCUCUUUUAAGAGCCACCCACAACUCACUGAAGAGUCCAGUCUUGUUAUGAAAGUUAUGUAUUUUUCAGAUGCAUACAGCUUCACGAAUGAAACUUCUAAAUUACAGUAUUAAAGCAAGAUGGAUGAUCUACAUACAUUAUAGAUCAACAUCUAUAAAUGAUUUGAUUCUGAAUU